CGCCGGGCCGCCGCCGGUUGUUGUCUCUCCGAGGCGCGAGCCGGAGGCGCCCUUGCUCGCCCGCGGAGGAGCCGAGAAGCCGCGCCGCUCCCCGCGCUGACCGGCAGCCGAAUAGACGCUCCGUCCCCACCCCCUUCUCCGCGGCUGGGAACGGGCCGAGGAGGGAGCGGCGUGCGGCAUCCUCCGCAUUGUGCGAGCUGCGGGGGAACGGCGCGGAGGUGCGGCCGCGGGGCUCCCCGGCGCCGCCGUUAGCCGCGAGCCGCCGAGCAGCGAGGGAUGCUUUUGUGUGCAACGGCGGGCAGCGGCGGAGCCGGCGGGUGCCAUCGCGGGGCGAGCGGGCGCAGCCCUCCCGGAGCGAGCGGCCGGGUGCGAUGCUGAAUUAGGCUCGUGUAGCCCCAGGGAGGGCAGCGGUCCCCAUGGCGAGCAGCCGGAGCAUCGAGCUGGAGCACUUCGACGAGCGGGACAAGAGGCAGCAGCGCGCCGGGCCGCGGCGCGGAGGAUCGGGCUCGGGCGGCGGCGCGGGGCCGCGGGGCAACGGGCUGAUCCCCAGCCCCGCGCACAGCGCCCACUGCAGCCUCUACCGCACGCGGACUCUGCAGGCGCUCAGCUCGGAGAAGAAAGCGCGCAAAGCCCGAUUCUACCGCAAUGGGGACAAGUACUUCAAGGGCUUGGUGUAUGCCAUCUCCAGCGACCGCUUUCGCUCCUUUGACGCUCUCCUCGCAGAGCUCACCCGCUCCCUGUCGGAUAACGUGAACCUGCCCCAGGGCGUUCGCACCAUCUACACCAUCGACGGCAGCAAGAAGCUCUCCAGCCUGGACGAGCUGCUGGAAGGUGAAAGUUAUGUAUGUGCAUCAAACGAACCAUAUCGGAAAGUUGAUUAUACCAAGAAUGUCAAUCCAAACUGGUGUGUGAACAUAAGGACCGGGUCCACUCGAUCCCUGACAUCUUUGUCCUCCACAAAGAGCGAAGUGAAGGAGAGUAAAGAUUUCAUUAAACCCAAAUUGGUGACUGUUAUUAGGAGUGGAGUAAAACCACGAAAAGCUGUGAGAAUUCUACUGAAUAAGAAGACUGCUCACUCUUUUGAACAGGUCUUGACUGACAUCACUGAAGCCAUUAAGUUAGAUUCAGGUGUAGUCAAGAGACUCUGUACUCUGGAUGGAAAGCAGGUUACGUGCUUGCAGGACUUCUUCGGAGAUGAUGAUGUCUUCAUUGCAUGUGGACCUGAAAAAUAUCGGUACGCUCAGGAUGACUUCGUUUUGGAUCACAGUGAAUGCCGUGUUAUGAAAUCAUCUUACUCCCGAUCAUCUGGCAUGAGGUAUUCUGGGUCCAAAAGUCCAGGACCUUCACGUCGAAGCAAAUCACCUGCAUCAGUUAAGAGGAGUGGCCACUACUCCAGUGCUCAUUCUUCAGCAAAAUCCCCAGUUAAUGGAACCCCAAGCAGCCAAUUAUCCACUCCAAAAUCUACAAAGUCCUCCAGUUCUUCACCAACAAGCCCAGGCAGCUUUCGUGGACUCAAGAUCUCUCCUCAUGGUGGAUCCUCAUCCAAUGUGAAUGGUGUACCUGAAUCACUCCGUUGCCAGAGUCCUGAAGGUGUGAAUGGAAACAAGUGCUCAGGGUCAUCCACCAUUCUUGAGAAGUAUAAAGUCGGAAAGGUGAUUGGUGAUGGCAAUUUUGCUGUUGUGAAGGAGUGCAUAGAACGAUCCACAGGAAAGGAGUUUGCGCUGAAGAUUAUAGACAAGGCUAAAUGCUGUGGAAAGGAACACCUGAUUGAAAAUGAAGUGUCUAUUCUACGUCGAGUGAAGCAUCCAAAUAUCAUUAUGCUGAUAGAGGAAAUGGACACUCCAACAGAACUCUAUCUGGUGAUGGAGCUGGUCAAGGGAGGGGAUCUAUUUGAUGCCAUCACUUCUUCUACAAAAUACACAGAGCGGGAUGGGAGUGCAAUGGUCUACAAUCUGGCCAGCGCACUCAAGUACCUUCAUGGUCUCAACAUUGUGCACAGAGACAUCAAGCCAGAAAAUCUCUUGGUAUGUGAGUAUGCAGAUGGAACCAAAUCUUUGAAGCUGGGAGACUUCGGACUGGCAACUGUGGUUGAAGGACCUUUAUAUACUGUCUGUGGUACACCCACAUACGUGGCUCCAGAAAUCAUUGCAGAAACAGGAUACGGCUUAAAGGUGGAUAUUUGGGCUGCAGGCGUGAUCACAUACAUACUGUUAUGUGGAUUUCCACCUUUUCGCAGUGAAAACAACCUUCAGGAAGACCUAUUCGAUCAGAUACUUGUUGGGAAGCUGGAAUUUCCUUCACCCUACUGGGAUAACAUCACAGAUUCAGCAAAGGAGUUAAUUAGCCUGAUGCUACAUGUGAAUACUGAAGCCCGAUACACAGCAGCACAGAUCUUAAGCCAUCCCUGGGUGUCAGAUGACACUUCCCAGGAGAAUAAUAUGCAAGCUGAAGUAACAGGUAAACUGAAGCAGCACUUUAACAACACCCUACCCAAGCAAAAUAAUACAUCUGCUGGGGUUUCUGUCAUCAUGAACACAGCUCUAGAUAAAGAGAGUCAGAUUUUCUGCAGCAAGCGCUGUCAGGACUCCAGUACAGCUGGAAUGGAGAAAACUUCUGCAAUUACUGCUGCAGCUGCUGACCCACGUGCAGCCGGGUCUGAGACCCUCCUCCCUGCUGCUUCUGAGCCAGUCAGAUCCCCCACGCUCCCCACCUCAGCGUCUCCUGAGUUAGCUGGGGAGCAGCCUGGUGCGUAGGACUGACUAAACCAAAUCCACCCGAACGCCCCUGCGCUCUUCCCACGGUUUCUCUUCAUUUCACAUGACAGUUUGUUUUCAGUUUUCUUGCACCCUCCUGUGGCGAGCCCAGAGCAGGCUCUGCCACAAGAGACUGAACUUCUAAAGCGGGUGAGUAAAUGUGGUGUUUUGAGUGACUUUGCCAUCAGCAGUAGGGGGAAAAGAUUCUGGUAAUGUUAGAUGAUUUUUAACUUAUCUGUGUUAGUUUCAUUUCCUGCAUUCGCACAGUCUUGGGCUCUAAGUAGACUAACUUAAUGUGUAGCUAAACGCAGAGGCACCUGUGAUGAUGAAGGACUGCCUGGCCUGGCUUCUACAUGAGGGCCCCAAUGUGUUCAGAUGAGGAUACUCAGAAAAUCAGGAGAGGAAGACAAGGAAAGAAAAGUUCGAUUCACCUUCUAUUCUGAUGCCUCCAUUUUUAGGCAAGGGCCUACCAGACUUGAGGAGGCAUAUUUUCACACACACGCGUAAAAAUAAACAAACACAUAAAAUGUAGUGAACUAACUGUAAAAUACUGUGAGGAGAUACAAGGAAGAAUGAUUUUUUUUUUGCAUAAAGUUUGUUAUCAGACUUGCAGGCUGCAGGGUAGUGUUUUAGCUAAUUUGAAUUUAAAUAAAGGGACUUUGGAUGUAAACACGAGCAUUGGACAUUUAUUUGUAAUGAAAACCAGAGUUGAGGAAGGCCAUUUUCUAUCCUCAUCACAAAUAUCACAUCCGCACCUUUCUCCAGAGUCAGUCUACAUAUUAGAUACAAUAAAAUGACUUCAGGCCUGCAAACAGAACGCCUGCUGCGUGCUAAGCUAGGAUGGCCAGAGCAGCUUUUAGUUCUAGUGAGAGCUGACAGGAGCUACUCCAAGCAGCUGCCAUCAGUAGCUAGCAGCAGUCUGUCAGCACUAUUGCCCCCAUUCACCUGGUGCAGGCACUGGAAACAUGGACAGGGGAGCAGACAUCCUUAAUCUGCCGUCAUGGAUAGAGGAGGUUUUAUCUUUACCAUACUGCUUAGUUCAAUAUUGUAUGUAUUCGGCUUAUUCUUUUCCUUUGCUCGUUCUUUUGAAUUGGACAUAGGUCAUUUUCUUUCUUAGCUAUACUUUCUACUAGAAUUGUAAAAAAAAGACCUGCAAUAAACUUUCUUCAUUAAAAAA
Messenger RNA from Coturnix japonica (Japanese quail), 3930 nucleotides. RefSeq names its product doublecortin like kinase 2 (gene DCLK2). Gene Ontology annotation, molecular function: protein kinase activity; ATP binding. The record is from RefSeq and is a predicted model, not a curated record. Gene Ontology annotation, biological process: intracellular signal transduction; protein phosphorylation. NCBI's taxonomy places the organism in Eukaryota, Metazoa, Chordata, Aves, Galliformes, Phasianidae.